Tilletiaria anomala UBC 951 is the source of this 2551-nucleotide messenger RNA. RefSeq names its product kinase-like protein. The transcript has 5 exons. Gene Ontology annotation, biological process: intracellular signal transduction; peptidyl-serine phosphorylation. Lineage: Eukaryota; Fungi; Basidiomycota; Exobasidiomycetes; Georgefischeriales; Tilletiariaceae. Bases 295 to 2298 code for a protein of 667 amino acids. Gene Ontology annotation, molecular function: protein serine/threonine kinase activity; ATP binding. The record is from RefSeq and is a predicted model, not a curated record.
CGGCUCUCAUUCGUUUACGUCGUCCUGGGGUGCUUGCUCUCUACCUGUUGGGUUUACUCUCGUACCCCUUCAAGGCACUCCGGUCAUCAGUGCUGCAACGCAAAGACAGAGGCGACUCGACGAAGGGUGCAGCGCCAGGAGCGACGAACAUUCAAACACGUUGGUUAUGCCGAGCACUGCUCAAGUCUCAACAUCGCGACGAUAGGAUCGACCACCAUCGUUCGGCUUCCCAUCUGACAACUCGCCGCAGCAUACACUCUCCUUCCUCAACAAGAGUGGAAACGGAGGGCUACGAUGGCGUACCGAAACGGGCCUGCUGGUGCCGGCCAACAGGUGUACGGAGCGCAGUAUGCGCCUCACAUCGCAGCGUACGGCGCUGGCUCGCAUAUGGAUCUUUCCGGCCUGAGCCAGAACGGCAUGGUGCAGCAACAUGCGCUCGGCGGCAGCCAUGGUGUGCCAUCGUACACAUUCAACACUGCGGCCCAAGGCGGUUUUGCGCAGACGCAAGCCUACGCACAACAAACAACAUACUCUCAGGCUCAACUCCAGGCGCAGAUACAAGCGGCAGCGCUGGCAGCUCAGGCGCAAGCGCCACCCCAGCAGUUGCAGCACCCUGCAAUGCAACAUGCGGCCCAACAACUGCAGCAUCAGCAGCAACAGUUCCAGAUGCAGCAGCAGCAGCAGCUCCAGGCGCAGUACGGCAACACGCAAGCUGCUGCUACUGCCACAACAUACACUCGCUCCCCUAGCCCCGGCCUUGCUGCCUCAGGUGGCGGCGAGCGUGCACCCCACUCUAGUCGGCCUGCCGCGCGGCGCGCCUCUCCCUCUCCCUCCGGCGCCGUCGGUGCACCCUCCACCGCUUCCGCCUCGGCCGCAAGCGGGAGCGCAGAAAAGGGGUCUGACUAUGUUUACUUUGAGCGCAAGCUUGACCGCAUAAGCAAGGACACCAUCGACGCGGCGACGGGCGCCAAGCUGAAGCUGGAGCACUUUUACAAGAUCGCCGUCGAGCAGGCCAUCGAGCGGACCGGCAGGCGCGUCGAGCUGGAGAAGCGCCUCGCCGCGGCGCAGGAUGUGCCAGAAGACCGCAAGCAGCGGCAGCUGGCGCAGCUCGGGCGUCGCGAGAGCAAUUUCCUACGCCUCCGCCGGACGCGCCUGGGCUUGGAAGACUUUAGGACUGUCAAAGUUAUCGGGAAAGGUGCCUUUGGUGAGGUUAGGCUGGUGCAGAAGGCGGAUACAGGGAAGAUCUAUGCGAUGAAAACGCUUCGGAAGAGCGAAAUGUUCAAGAAAGAUCAGCUUGCCCACGUUCGCGCCGAGCGUGACGUUUUGGCAGAGUCAAAUUCGCCCUGGAUCGUACAGCUGUUCUAUUCCUUUCAGGACCCGCAGUACCUUUAUCUGCUGAUGGAAUUCCUGCCCGGUGGUGAUCUCAUGACGAUGCUCAUCAAGUACGAUACAUUCUCCGAGGAUGUGACACGGUUCUACAUGGGAGAGUGCGUCUUGGCUUUGGAGGCCAUUCACAAGCUUGGCUUCAUUCAUCGUGACAUCAAACCGGAUAACAUCCUCAUCGACGCAAAAGGCCACAUCAAGCUCUCUGACUUUGGCCUCUCGACCGGCUUCCACAAGCAGCAUGACUCUGCAUACUACCAAAAGCUUCUUGAAGGCGGCACGACGAACGGCGCGCCGCAAGCCGGGCGCAACUCGGUCGCGGUGAACCCGAUCACAUUAACGCUCAGCAGCAAGGACGCCAUCGCUACGUGGAAGGCAAACCGGCGGAAGCUGGCGUACUCAACGGUCGGCACUCCAGACUACAUUGCGCCGGAGAUCUUCCUGCAGCAGGGAUACAGCAACGAGUGCGAUUGGUGGAGCCUCGGCGCCAUCAUGUUCGAGUGUCUCUGCGGCUACCCGCCCUUUUGCUCCGAGAAUGCGCACGACACGUACCGCAAGAUCCUCGCGUGGAGGGAGACGCUGCAGUUCCCCGAUGACAUCCAUCUCAGCCCCGAGGCAGAAGGCAUGAUUAGAAAUUUUCUGCGCGAACCGGAGAACCGACUGGGCCGCAACGGCGCGCAGGACAUCAAGGACCACCCCUUCUUUGCGGGUGUCGACUGGACCACCAUCCGCCAGAUCGAUGCACCUUUCAUUCCUGCGCUCAAGAGCAUCACUGAUACAUCCUAUUUCCCUACUGACGACCUCAAUGAGGUACCAGACAUGCCGACGACGGACUCAAGCAGCAAGCAGUCCGACCUUCCCUUCUUGGGGUACACGUUCCGGCGGUACGUCUCUAACGAGCAUCAAAUACUGUAAUUCAUCCAGGAACACCCAACGUACAGGGAAUAGAAUUUUGGCACCAAUCUUGACCAGAUCAAGGCGCACGUUCGAGGGUAGCUCUGCUGGACUCGGAUUUUCCGGCGCCUUUAUUUCACGGCAGAUCGAGUGCCUGACGCAACACGCUUCCGUCCGUUCACGAAGAGGCUGGCAAGCGUGCGGACCUUUUCAAAGACACCUUAUCAAAUUCUGUAAUAUACCAUCCACUGCAAGCAUUGGCAUACAUCCAUGG